AUGACCGCAGCACCACCAUCCAUACCCGACUGGCGCACCCUCGCCGCCUCAAAACGCGAAUCCGUGUACGCAAAGAUACCAGAAGAUUGGCGACUGCCUUCUUCGCAAACAUCGAAGUACACAGAAACGUCCAGUAUAUCUGUGCUAGAUGUACCGCGAACAUGCGGCAUCUUGACCGAGAAAGAGCUAGACAUUACUGAAAAUUACGAUGCCACCGAUUUGGUCAAGAUGAUGGCAGAGGGCCAAUUGACAAGUACAGAAGUGGUAACGGCAUUCUGCAAGAGAGCAGCUGUGGCGCAGCAGUGUGUGAGUUGCUUGACGGAGAUAUUAUUCGACGAAGCACUCGCCCGGGCUCGGGAAUGCGAUGAUUUUCUGAAGAGAGAAAGGAGGGUUAUGGGACCGUUGCAUGGGCUGCCGAUAAGUUUGAAGGACUCCUUCAACAUCCGCGGCGUCCAAGCAACCCUCGGCUACAUAUCCUUCCUCGCGCGCCCCCCCUCCGCCUCAAACUCCUCCCUAGUAACCCUCCUGCACACACUCGGCGCAGUCUUCUACGUGAAAACCAACCUCCCCCAAACAAUGAUGACAGCAGACUCCCACAACAACAUCUUCGGCCGCACGUUGAACCCGCUCAAACUCUCCCACACAGCCGGCGGUUCCACAGGCGGCGAGGGCGCCCUCCUCGCUAUGAAAGGCAGCGUCCUAGGCGUGGCAACCGAUGUCGCAGGCUCAAACCGCAUCCCCGCGAUAUGCUGCGGCGGCUCGUCUUUGAAGCCAACGGCAGGGAGGGUGCCGUUUGCAGGUGGUGUUGCAGUCGGUCGGCUGGGUAGUCCAGGGUCUGUUCCCGUGGUUAUAGGACCGUGUGGCCGUUCUGUCCGCGACUACGAGCUUUUCUUAAGGAGUGUAGGCGACGCGAAACCGUGGCUUUACGACGAAAACAGUCUCAACGUGCCGUGGCGCUGUGUCCAGCCUUCGCCGACGCCCCUGCGGUUCGGGCUGGUGAGGGGGUGUAAGGAGAGGCCGCUUCAUCCGCCUAUUGCGCGUGCGCUGCAUAUGACGGCGAUGAAACUCAAAGCGCAAGGCCACGAGAUCGUCCUCCUCGAUGACAAGAUACCGGAUCUGUAUCAAACCGCCCUGCUAGCAUGGAAAUUCUUCAUGUUGGACCCUAAGAAAACGCCACUGCAGUAUAUCAAAGAUGGAGGCGAGCCGCCCGUUCCUUCGCUAUCAACAUGCUCGUUCCCCGAGUUGAAAGAUUGGGUGCCUAGCCUGGAUGAGCUGUGGGAUUUGAAUGUGCAGAAGGCGGGGGUUGUCAGGAAGUGGCAUGCGUUAAUGGUUGGUGAUAUUGGCGGUGAGGGGGAGAAGGGGCUAGAUGCCGUUCUCAUGCCGGGGUACCAGGGUGUCGCGCCAAAGCAUGAUACCUACGGUCUCCCGAUUUACACGGUCGUGGUCAAUCUUUUGAAUUGGCCGAGUGGGGUGCUGGUAGCUGGGACAGCGGAGAAAGGGGCUGAUAAGGAGUUUUUGAAGGAGGGCGUGGCGUUUGAACCGCCUUAUGAUGCGGAUGAGUGCGAGGGUUUACCGACGCAUGUCCAGGUUGUGGGGAAGAGUUUGAUGGAUGAGGAGUUGGUGGAGGUUCUGAAGGUUGUGGAAGGUGUGCUGAAGGCGUAG
Alternaria conjuncta is the source of this 1662-nucleotide messenger RNA. RefSeq lists its product as uncharacterized. Lineage: Eukaryota; Fungi; Ascomycota; Dothideomycetes; Pleosporales; Pleosporaceae. The record is from RefSeq and is a predicted model, not a curated record. The transcript is spliced from 2 exons. Bases 1 to 1662 code for a protein of 553 amino acids.